Messenger RNA from Eimeria acervulina, 1140 nucleotides. Its product is annotated as thioredoxin, putative. The record is from RefSeq and is a predicted model, not a curated record. Gene Ontology annotation, cellular component: endoplasmic reticulum lumen. Lineage: Eukaryota; Apicomplexa; Conoidasida; Eucoccidiorida; Eimeriidae. Gene Ontology annotation, molecular function: protein disulfide isomerase activity; protein-disulfide reductase activity. The transcript has 9 exons. Gene Ontology annotation, biological process: response to endoplasmic reticulum stress. Bases 1 to 1140 code for a protein of 379 amino acids.
AUGAAUAGCACGAACGUGUGUGGGCACUGCCAGCGGUUUGCACCUGAGUUUGAAAAAGCAGCAAAGGCGUUGAGGGGUUUAGCUGAUGUUGUUGCUGUUAAUGAUGAAACCCUAAUGCAGGAGUUCGGGGUUUCAGGGUUUCCGACUGUAAUGAUUGUGGUCGGCAGAGGAGGAAGUAAGCCCAAGACGUUUAAAUAUGAAGGUAAUAGAGACGCGAGUUCUGUGUUGGAGUUUACUGUGAUGCACAUCGGCAAGUUAGCGAGAGCAAGACUAGCAGGAAAGAUCGAUUCAGGCAGCGGGAAGAGCAGCAGCAAGAGCAGCAGCAGCAGCAGCAGCAGCAGCAAGCCUAAGAGCAGCGGCCCUUCGGAGGUAAUUGAGCUGAAAGACACCAACUUUGAGAAGAUGGUUAUGCAGGACGAAGACAACGUUUGGUUCGUGGAGUUCUAUGCCCCUUGGUGCGGACACUGCAAAGCCUUAGCCCCCAUAUGGGAUGAGGUGUCUGUACAGCUGAAAGGCAAAGUAAAAGUAGCUAAGGUCGACAGCACGAGCGAGCAGAUGCUGGCUUCCAAGUUCGGCAUUCAGGCUUUCCCUACCUUGAAACUUUUCCCUGCGGGCCCGAAGUCAACUGCAAUGGUGAAAGAUUACGAAGGCCAGCGGACAGCCGAUGAAAUCGUUAAGUUCGCUAUGGAGUUCUAUGGUGCAAAGGCAGAAGCAGACCAGCUGCUGAACGAAGAGCAGUUUAGAAGUGAGUGCGGGGAGACGUUGUGCAUCUUAGCUUUUCUGCCUGAUGUUUUAGACAGCGGUGAAGAAGGGCGAAAAAAUUACUUACAAACCCUCAACCAGGUAGUCAAGGCCUCUGUAACGGUGCCUGUCAAGUUCCUUUGGCUCCAAGGCGGUGAUAACUUCGAUUUAGAGGAGCAGCUGCAUUUGGCUUUCGGUUGGCCGGCGGUUGUCGCCGUGCAUUUGGCGAGGGGAAAGUUUUCAGUUCAUAGAGGCAACUUCACCCGGGAGAGCAUCAACUCCUUCCUGCAGCAGCUUCUUGCAGGGCGCGCCCCCGUCUCUGAUUUGCCGAAAUUGAAAACCCUCAAAGAAGCGAAGAAGUGGGUGCCGCCGAAGGCAUCAGCCAAGGAUGAACUCUAA